AUGAACAGCCUGCUAUCACCAAUACCCAUUCAUAACGAAAGAGAGUUUAUUGCUCAACAAGAUGACCGAUAUAUUCCAGCUUCUUCCAGCCCUACUCGACCGCUGCCACCAUCUCGAUUAAGCCAUAUAAAAGCAUCUUCCCCACACAUUCCACACUUUGAUCAAGAUGAGCAGCCCGCCUCUACCGAAGAUCUUGUUGAACUAUCUGACGAUUACUUUGACAAUGGCGAUGACGAGAAUGAAGUUGACAAUAAUAGUACGGGCAGAAGUAUAAACAAGAGCAAGAUGAGUAUUCUCUCACUGUGUCUACAAAAGUCAACAGAGUCUUUACCCAAAUCAACCAUUGCUCCGUUAUUAAGCGAAAUAAACAGUAUUAAGGUACAGGAAUCUUUAAUUGUAAAAGAUUUGUUUUCGGUAUUACUAGGUUCAAGAGGCAAUUAUAUUCAAUUUAGCAAAAACUAUGAUACUUCCAUAAUCUCAUCAAGAAUUCAGGGCCCCGAUUUCAAGUUUGCCAAAUACUUAGAUCUUAGUCUUAAGGGCUUGACAAGGAGGAUCAGUGCUAUUGGGAAACACUAUAUUGGAUUGAAGGAAUUUAUACUGCUUUAUGAUAAUGAGAGACACGGGAAAAUUGUACAGCGAUAUUGUCAAUUUGUAGCUGAGUUCCUCAAUUAUUACCAUGCGAUUAUUCUUGCCCAAGAGAAAGAGUUUCACAUAAAUGCAGAUUUCUCCUUGAGUUUGUUUGAUCAGUUUUUACAAGAAAAAGUGGCCAACAAAAUAGACCAUUUACACAAGAUAACACUUGAAGUGUUCAAGAUUGACGAGGAGCGCACAAGGGAGUUAGAGCUCGAUUAUAUGCAAACCAAUGUAGACUUUGAAGAAAGAAACUCUAAUGAGUCUAGAAUAUUUAGAGAUCGAUCAAGAUGCUGUAAAGGGGGGCUAUUAUUGAGAGCUAUUCAAGAGAGGAUGCUCAAGUUUAAAGGCGAUUUGACUUCAUAUGAAUUUUUAUCUCACGUAUUUGACGAGACAAGCACCGUGUUUGUAACUAUGCUCAACCAAUGGUUGACGGAAGGUGUAAUUGAUGAUCCUUUUGACGAGUUUAUGAUAUGUGUUGCCAAGUUGUCUAGCAAAAUGCUGCAGCUUUUUCGAGCCAAAAGUGAAUUUUAUUGGAAUGAGCUAUUCUACGUUAAGCAGGAUGGUCUCUUGCUACAAUUUCAAAAUAAACAAAUUCAACGCAAAGUUUUGGACACAGGAAAAUAUUUGAGUAUUUUUAAAUUGUGCACUCGUUUGCAAAACUUUGAAGCAUUACAAGAGAGUUUACCCGAACCUAUUAAAAGUUUGAAUGCUCCAGACACUGAAUUGAAAAUUGAUUUGUUGUAUCAGAGAGCCAAUAACUUGUUACUCAAGUUGCUAUUCGAGGGAUACAAUAUAAGAGAAUUAUUUUCUACUUUUCAAACAACAUUUUUGCUAGAUAAUUCAUUCAAUGUUGAUACAUUUAUUGCUUCAGCAUUUAGUGAACUAAAACGCAACCGAUACCAAACGUCCAUAUCCAAUACGGAAAAAAUUUACGAAACUGUCUUUCGAAUGCACCAACCCGACAAGAUUGACAGUAGCAGUUCGCGGAUGAAUAUUGCGGAAAUGGUGAAACGACAUCAAAAUUUUAAAAUAGUUGCUGAAAAUUUCUUCAAAGUUAUUGAAGAUUUGAUGGGAGACAAAGAUUUUACAGCUGAUACGCAAGUGGCAGGGUCAAUCACAGCAACAGCAAAAACAAAAGCAAAAGCUUCUCCUCCGUCUUCUUUUCUACCUUCUCAUACUACUGCUAACACCCCACCCAACACUUUACAAAACAUUUUGCAAGAUUCAAAAAAUGGCAAGGAAAUUACUCAAACAAACAAAGGCAAACAUGCUAUCGAAGACUCGACUUUUCUAAGCGUGGACUUGAGUGUACUGUUGCCCUUCCCGCUUAACCUUGUAUUAGUGCGACAGACUUCGUACCAGUAUGAAAUCUUGUUCAAAUUCGUGUUUAUGCUCAAAUUUGUUGCUCAUCAGGGAGAAACUGUUUGGAAAGAAUUGAAUUUCUCUCAAGUAUGGAAUGCUAAAUCACACACAGCGCAAACACGGAAAUGGAUUAUGCGGUGUCGAGUAUUGCAGUCGCGAAUACUUGCAUUGGUUUCUGAGUUGCAAGAGUAUGUGGCAUCAGAUGUCACUGAAAGUGCAUAUACUAAUUUACAAUCUAAAAUUGCAGAAUACGAAAAGGAAGUUUUAGCUAAAGAUUUAAUUUCUGACUAUCAUGGAAUUGGUAAAGACCAGAGGAAUAACAGUAGAAAUGGCAAUGGCAGUGGUAACGGAAUUAGCAACAGCAACGGCAGAAGUAACAAUACCCUUCAAACUUCAAAUUUCGAGACACGUAACUUUAAUAAUGCUCGAAAUGGCAACUCGAUUUUUGAUAUCAACAUUGGUAGACGAGCAAUAGCCACAACAUCCUUACCAUCUUUAUCAUCACCGUCACAAUUAUCAUCAUCAUCAUCAUCAUUAUCGUCAUCGUCAACUGCAGCAGCAGCAGCAGCAGCAGCAGUAGACGGGGAUGCUACAACUCAAACAAAAAGUGACAGUAUAUACACUGUGAGCCGACUUGUUCAAGAGUUGGGAAGUUACACCACAACUUUGCUCAAUGACUCCUUACUUACCCGUCCAGAGACUAUUCAGUGCAUUAAAGACAUGAUAAUAUUCAUUUGCAAAUUUCAUCAUUACACCGCGCAAAUGAGACGGCAUUUAAUAUUGAUAAACCCAGAAUUGCAACAGGCUUAUGCAAGAGAUUAUCCAGAGAGAUUCAACAAGGAGAUGGAUGCGACUCUGAUUGCAAAUAGAUUUUCACACAUGACAGAGACAUUUUACGCUAGAUAUAUACUAUUUGGAGAGCUUUUGGGCACACUCAUGAACACGAUAAAAUCCGUGGGAGAGAAAGAGAAUAAGAAACUUUUGGUUCUUAGUGAAAGAUUAGAGGCAUGUUUUCCUGACUGA
Lodderomyces elongisporus is the source of this 3018-nucleotide messenger RNA. RefSeq lists its product as uncharacterized. The record is from RefSeq and is a predicted model, not a curated record. Gene Ontology annotation, biological process: spindle assembly; cytoplasmic microtubule organization; microtubule nucleation. Bases 1 to 3018 code for a protein of 1005 amino acids. Gene Ontology annotation, cellular component: gamma-tubulin complex; spindle pole; equatorial microtubule organizing center. Lineage: Eukaryota; Fungi; Ascomycota; Pichiomycetes; Serinales; Debaryomycetaceae. The transcript has a single exon. Gene Ontology annotation, molecular function: microtubule minus-end binding; gamma-tubulin binding.